GAAACGGGGUAGCAAAAGACGAGAAAAGGGCGAUGCAAUUAGUUCAAGAGGCUGCUCGACAAGGACUGCGAUCACUUUGGCAACGAACGCAACAAAAACUCGCCUUACGGUUGGACUACACUACCUGUUAG
Paraglomus brasilianum is the source of this 131-nucleotide messenger RNA. The record is from the annotation of a GenBank genome assembly. Lineage: Eukaryota; Fungi; Glomeromycota; Glomeromycetes; Paraglomerales; Paraglomeraceae.